This is a messenger RNA of Eremothecium cymbalariae DBVPG#7215, 474 nucleotides long. It is a transcript of the gene HYP2, whose product is annotated as translation elongation factor eIF-5A. The transcript has a single exon. The record is from RefSeq and is a predicted model, not a curated record. Gene Ontology annotation, biological process: positive regulation of translational elongation; positive regulation of translational termination. Lineage: Eukaryota; Fungi; Ascomycota; Saccharomycetes; Saccharomycetales; Saccharomycetaceae. Gene Ontology annotation, molecular function: RNA binding; translation elongation factor activity; ribosome binding. The coding region runs from base 1 to 474 and encodes 157 amino acids.
AUGGCUGAAGAGGAACACACUUUUGAAACAGCCGGUGCUGGUGCUUCUUUGACUUAUCCUAUGCAAUGUUCAGCAUUGAGAAAGAAUGGAUUUGUUGUUAUUAAAGGUAGACCAUGUAAGAUUGUCGAUAUGUCUACUUCCAAGACCGGUAAGCAUGGUCAUGCGAAGGUUCAUUUGGUUGCGAUUGAUAUUUUUACUGGUAAAAAGUUGGAAGAUUUGUCGCCAUCCACGCACAAUAUGGAGGUUCCAGUUGUGAAGAGAACUGAGUAUCAGUUGUUGGACAUUGAUGAUGGGUUUUUGUCGUUGAUGACUAUGGAUGGGGAGACUAAGGAUGAUGUUAGGGCACCCGAGGGGGAGUUGGGAGAGACUAUGCAGUCUGCUUUUGAUGAGGGUAAGGAUUUGAUGGUUACUGUCAUUACUUCUAUGGGAGAGGAGGCUGCGAUUUCUUUCAAGGAAGCUCCUAGAUCUGAUUGA